GAGAAAUCCAACCACGGGUCUUACAGAAACAGAGUAGCCAAAUUUUAAUUUUCACAACUCCCAUUCCGACGCCAACUUGUUCCAAAAAUUUUGAUUAUUCUUAAAUCUUUACUUCCCAUCAAUUUCUUUCUUUCACUCGACUCAACGCCAACCCUAGCCAGCAAUUUACCUUACACCCGAAUGGGAUCGACCCACGAGCUUUAGAAUCCACGGCAGCUCCACAUAUAGCCACUUUCAGCUCAUUCCCACCUCAAUUAUGGCCGCUUUUUCCACUUCCCAUUACUUCACGGCCUUCACUUUCCUCCUCUUGUUCUUCACAACCGUAGCCUCCGACCCAAUUUCAUCCUUCUCUUUCACCGAUUUUGACAAGGAUCUGAAAUUUGAGUCCAAUGUUGCCCUUUUUGGCGGUUCCCAGGUCGUCAAUGGUGGUUCAGCGGUUGAGCUUUCUGGGUCUGAGAGCCGUGGGGGAGUCAUGUAUAAAAAACCCAUCAAGCUUAUGGAAGGUAAACCGAGGCAAUUAGUUUCUUUUUCCACUUAUUUUGCAUUUUCGAUCUUGUCGGUGGAUGGGGAUGGUGUGGCCUUUGUUAUGGUUCCGAGUGAUUCUCAAGAUGAUGUCUUUGACAAAAGUUCAUCUGGGAUUUCUUCUUCUGCAUUGAACAAAAGAAAAUCGACGGUCGUCGAUGUUAAAUUCACCGCAAAGUCUGGUGGUCGAAAUGGUGGCUCUGCUUAUUGUAAUGUGGCCAUUGAUGUGGGUGACUUAGCACCAGCAAAAACACGCAACACCUCCUCUGUGAGGAUGGCUCUAAGAAAUGGAGCAAAACUUCACACUUGGAUUGAUUACGAAGCAAGUUCACAACGCUUAGAAGUGAGGUUUGGUCAGUUUGGUCAUUCCAGGCCUUCGGAUCCAUUGAUUUGGUACUCAAUAGACUUUUCAAAGAUAUGGAAAAAGAGUGAAAUGUUUGUGGGGUUUAAUUCAGUGAAGGGGAAUAGCAGUUUUCAAUCCCAACCUUGUCUUCUCCUUUCAUGGAGCUUUAAUCAAAGGCCUUUUCCACACUGGAUGCACUCGGAGCCUCUGGAUCUGAAGGCUCUAACUAAACAUUCUGAAACUGUAACAGUCAAACCAAGGAGUGAUUGUGUUCUGAGAGUUCUUGCUGCAAUGAUAUUUGGUGGUGGAUGUGGAGCAUUGACUGCAUUUGUUGUGCUGUAUUUGUGGACCAUCUUCGGCAACCGGCGUCCGGUGGUGCCGGAGGAGUGUGUGAAGGAGCAGCCUGUAGAUUUCGAAUACAAGAAGGUGAGCAUAGUUGUAGAUAAAGCCAUCAAAGAUGGUAAGGAGUAGAUCUGGUUGGGAAGCAUUUGUGAUGUACAUUAUUGUUUCUUGCUAUUUUCAGGUUCUGGUAUUGUAUUGUAGUAUAUGUCAAAUUAUAUUCCACUUAUUGUUGUCUGUUUGCAGAUUGA
Molecule: messenger RNA, 1455 nt
Organism: Prosopis cineraria
Lineage: Eukaryota; Viridiplantae; Streptophyta; Magnoliopsida; Fabales; Fabaceae
Product: L-type lectin-domain containing receptor kinase VIII.2-like
Exons: 1
Coding region: 257-1336 (359 amino acids)
Molecular function (GO): carbohydrate binding
Source: RefSeq, a predicted model, not a curated record